Messenger RNA from Pipra filicauda (Wire-tailed manakin), 615 nucleotides. It is a transcript of the gene GHRHR, whose product is annotated as growth hormone releasing hormone receptor. The coding region runs from base 1 to 615 and encodes 204 amino acids. Gene Ontology annotation, molecular function: peptide hormone binding; growth hormone-releasing hormone receptor activity; G protein-coupled peptide receptor activity. The transcript is spliced from 6 exons. Gene Ontology annotation, biological process: adenylate cyclase-activating G protein-coupled receptor signaling pathway; positive regulation of cell population proliferation; cell surface receptor signaling pathway. Lineage: Eukaryota; Metazoa; Chordata; Aves; Passeriformes; Pipridae. Gene Ontology annotation, cellular component: plasma membrane. The record is from RefSeq and is a predicted model, not a curated record.
AUGAACUCUUGUGCUUUAUACCACUGUGCUCUGCACACCCUGAGUCUGGCAGUGCUUGUUGCUGGAAAUGUCCACCCAGAAUGUGAUUUUAUGACAGAGCUGAAAAAAAAUGAGGCUGAAUGUCUGGAGGACCCACAAGAGCGUGGAAAUGCAACAUCAGCAGGUUGCAAGAGAACUUGGGACAAAUUACUGUGCUGGCCAGAGGCAGAUGCUGGAGAGACUCUUGCCUUACCAUGCCCAAACAUCAUCCUUCACUUCAUGAAGGAGCCAGCUGGGAUAGUAAAAAGGAACUGCACAAGGAAAGGCUGGUCUGACCCGUUCCCUCCCUACCACGUCGCCUGUCCAGUAGAAGAUGAGAUUCCCCUUGAAGAACAAUCCUACUUUUCUACUAUAAGGAUCAUCUACACUGUAGGAUACAGCGUGUCCAUCACCUCACUCAUCAUUGCUGUGACAGUUCUUAUUGCAUUCAGGAGGCUUCGCUGUCCCAGGAAUUAUAUCCAUGUGCAGCUCUUUUUCACGUUUAUCUUGAAAGCUAUUGCUAUUUUCAUUAAGGAUGCUGUCCUUUUCCAGGAGGAAGGCAUUGAUCACUGCAGCUUCUCUACAGUAAGCACAUGA